This is a messenger RNA of Myotis brandtii (Brandt's bat), 414 nucleotides long. Its product is annotated as galactokinase-like. Gene Ontology annotation, biological process: galactose metabolic process. Gene Ontology annotation, cellular component: cytosol. Bases 48 to 308 code for a protein of 86 amino acids. Lineage: Eukaryota; Metazoa; Chordata; Mammalia; Chiroptera; Vespertilionidae. The record is from RefSeq and is a predicted model, not a curated record. The transcript is spliced from 2 exons. Gene Ontology annotation, molecular function: galactokinase activity.
GCAGCGGCUGCCCUCAGCCGGGGCGACUACAGAGCCUUCGGCGCCUCAUGGUGGAGAGUCACCACUCCCUCAGGGAUGACUACGAGGUGAGCUGCCCGGAGCUGGACCAGCUGGUGCAGCCCGCGCUGUCUGCGCCCGGGGUUUAUGGCAGCCGCAUGAUGGGUGGUGGCUUUGGUGGCUGCACGGUGACUUUGCUCGAGGCUUCCGCUGCUCCCCAGGCCAUGCAGCACAUCCAGGCACAGUAUAGCGGUACCGCCACCUUCUACCUCUCCCAGGCCGCCGACGGUGCCCAGGUGCUGCCCUUGUGAGCUCCCCUGGGGUGGCCCACGCGGGCAGGGCCUGCCGGGCAGCAAGCAGGAAGCUCCGUGCCGCUGGCGCCUGCCCUCCGCACCUGAGCGCUCAAUAAACUUGUGC